Molecule: messenger RNA, 2226 nt
Organism: Panicum virgatum (switchgrass)
Lineage: Eukaryota; Viridiplantae; Streptophyta; Magnoliopsida; Poales; Poaceae
Exons: 4
Coding region: 341-1264 (307 amino acids)
Source: RefSeq, a predicted model, not a curated record
CCAGCAAAUUCCUUUCUCUCUCCUCACGCGCCGCCGUGCCGGUGCCGGUGCCGUUGCGUCGCUUUUGCUGCUCGCCUUUGUCUCGCUCUCGAGCUGGCAUUCUCGUUCCGGCACGCUCCCUCACGCCUCACGCGCAGCUCUGUCUCCACUCGCCACUGCCACCAUGCCACUGCCAUUGCAACCGCCCCGCCGCUGCCAUUGCACACGCGCGCGCGCCGGCGACGAAGGAAGGAUCCCUGAGUGACGGGAGAGGAGACGCCGGGCCCAUCAGCGCGCCCCCAUUGCGUUGCGUGGCGCAUUGCGCGCGAGGUGUUCGUGGAAAGGCCCGGGAGGGAAGACGAUGAUGCGGGACCUGGGCUGCUUCGGGGACGCCAGCGUCCAGAUCGCCGACGCGGCGUCCUCGUCCUCGGGCACCGGCGGCGGCGGCCGCGGCAAGGCCCCCGCGGCGGCGCGGAGCCGGGUCACGUGCCUCUACCACGCGCGGCUCGCCGGCCGGCCCUGCGAGCUCUCGGUCACGUGGACCAGGGCCGGCGGGCUCGCGGGGCAGGCAGCGGCGGUCAGCGUCGUCGCCGUCGACGCCGCGUCCGGGGACCGCCUGUGCCGGGCCGACAUCAAGCCGUGGCUCUUCGCCAAGCGCAAGGGCUCCAAGAGCCUCGACGUCGCCGCCGCCGGCAGCACCAAAGUCGACGUGCUCUGGGACCUGUCCGGCGCCAGGUUCGGCCCCGCGCCCGAGCCGCUGGAAGGCUUCUACGUCGCGGUGGUGUGCGGCGGCGAGAUGGUGCUCCUGCUCGGCGACAUGAGGAAGGAGGCGUACCGCAAGACGGGCGCCGGCCGGCCGGCCGGCGACGCGCUGCUCGUGGCCAGGCGGGAGCACGUUGUCGGCAAGAAGGUCUUCUCCGCCAAGGCUCAAUUCUGCCACCAUGGCCGGUGCCAUGACAUCGUGAUAGAGUGCGACACUGCCAGGGCGAACGACCCUUGUCUUGUGAUCCACAUCGACAGGCGGCCGGUCAUGCGGGUGAGGCGGCUGCCAUGGAAGUUCAGAGGGAACCAGACGAUUCUGGUGGACGGGUUGCCUGUGGAGGUGCUCUGGGAUGUCCAUGGCUGGCUCUUUGGCCCGGCGGCGGCGACCAGCGCGGUGUUCAUGUUCCAGACAUGCCAAGCGCCUGAGAAGUCCAUGCCGUGGGCGUACUUGCAGAUUUUUAAGGAGCAUCAGUUGCAAGGGCAUGGUUUCUCCUUGAUAAUACAUGCAUGGAAGGUUGAGUAGGAGUGUGCAGGAGUAAGUCCAAAUCAGGGUAUGUCCAAUUGAUUGGACCAAUUGCAACAUACUGUGUGGAUAUAUAUCAAGUAGAUCUUCUACAAGACAGAGGGUAUGAUGGACAUACAUCAUGCUUCAGUCGACAAAUGGCAACAGAAUUUAAAAACGUAUUCAGAAUGCUCCACUAAUUUCUCACUGGCGGUUUAUUCCUGUGGAGGAUAGCUGAGGACCUAAGGUGUUACCUUUGCAUAAUCAAAGAUGACUUCUUCUGACCACUAGUUGCCCUUCCUGAUACGAUCUUACUUCACAGGCAAAUCAAGAAUUGAGCCUCUUGCAUAACCAAACGCUCAAUCUGCUCGGUUGGAGUAUCUACCUUGGAGUCACUGAAUUAAGGUUGAAGUUGUUUGAUUGAAUGUGUAUCCUACAUAUUCUUCGUCAGAUCAUCUUAAAGCAUAUUUGAAACAUGCUAAAUUCAUACACAAUAGGAUCGUUGUUAUCACUGCUAAUAUGGCCAGAGCAAAGUUUGGCUACAUAAUCAGCUGCGGAGCUGCCUGAAGAUGGAUUUUCUUAAAUUCUAAUUAGUCUGUUUGAUGUGUCUGACCUGUUUUUCAUUCAUGUAACUAGACAUCCUAAAAUUCAGUUAGCUUCUUAUAUUUAAAAGUUCUGAUCAAGUUCAUGAUUAAGUCACUGAAGAAACUGUAUGACCAUCUCGGAUCCUGACAUUUGAAACGGACAGGCUAACUGACUGCAGUGAUUAUAUAAUGGUUGCCAUGGAACAGGAUUCAAAUCCAAUAAUGUUUGUAAAGUUUUUGGUAGCGCUAGCCUGAAGUACAGAAUUCUUCAUAGAUCAUACUGUCUCAGUAGUUGUAUCUAGAUUCUAGACAUCAUUUUCCAGAGAAGCGACUACCAGAUGGUAGCAUAUAAGAAUGAUUCUGCCCAUGCAGUUGUUAUCUCAGGAUCUUGUUACUACU